AUGAAGUUGCGUUCCCUUUCUUUUGAUAAAGCUCGUCAGGCUCUUGAUAAAGCUGCUCACGCUGCUCUUGAUAAACUGCUGCUACAGCUGCUCUUGAUAAAGCCUGCUACAGCUCUCUUGAAAGCUGCUGCUACAUUCUCCUUAACAACCUCAUUGCCAAACAGUUCUCCAAGAUCUCCAAUUUUUAACUCAACAUAUCCACCACUGCCUCUGGUUGACAGUUGCAAAAACCAACAAUCAGAAAUACACUGGUACUGGCAUCACCGAGAUGAUCGCUUCCUUUACAUGUUGUUUGAGUAUGUCUGUGGUGGGGAACUCUUUGCUUACCUUAGAAAUGCUGGCAAAUUUCCUAUGACAACAGCAUCGUUCUACGCCUCAGAAAUUGUGAGUGCCUUAGAGUACCUUCACUCCCUCUCUGUUGUCUACAGAGACCUCAAGCCAGAAAACUUGUUGCUAGACAAAGAUGGACAUCUCAAAAUCACAGAUUUUGGCUUUGCUAAGAAGCUUACUGACAGGACAUGGACCUUGUGUGGCACACCAGAGUACUUGGCACCAGAGAUCAUCCAGAGCAAAGGUCACAACAAAGCUGUUGAUUGGUGGGCACUAGGUAUCCUCAUAUACGAAAUGCUUGCUGGAUAUCCACCAUUUUUUGAUGAUAACCCUUUUGGUAUAUACGAAAAAAUCUUGGGUGGCCGUGUAGAGUGGCCAAGACACUUGGAUACUUCAGCCAAAGAUCUUGUCAAGAAACUUCUUACUCAGGACCGGACAAAACGCCUUGGUAAUAUGAAGGUAAUGUAACACCACCUGUUGUUGCCUCCAUGU
This is a messenger RNA of Cherax quadricarinatus, 822 nucleotides long. The record is from RefSeq and is a predicted model, not a curated record. Lineage: Eukaryota; Metazoa; Arthropoda; Malacostraca; Decapoda; Parastacidae.